AUGAUAACAACAACAUCUAUAUCGUCGGUGAUAUUGACGAUCCUCAAACCCCUUGUAUUUAUAUAUCAAUUCAUUUAUCGAGUUUAUUGGUCAGGAUUAAAUCAACGUAAUAUAUUACAAUUGAUUCUAAAUUUUUGUAUUAAUUUCAGUCCAGUUUUCAUUUGGUUAUUAAUAUUUAAAAAUGCUGGAUUGAUCCCUCAUGAAAUACGUCCUAAAAUUCAUGUCAAAUUAGCAUAUCAUUUGGAUCAAUACAUUUUUGAAACUAUAAUUGGUGGCAUAGUUAAUAUUUUGGGAUUAGCAUCUCUGGGUUGGUUAUUAUAUCGUUUUGUUUAUCAACUGAAAUCGAGUAAUAACAAUAGCAACAGAAACAACCAUCACCAAAGUCAAAUUUCUGGUGAGUACCCUCCUAGCAAUGCCAAUGACAUUUAUUCAUUGUACAAGAUACCACAAAAUUAUGAAUUGGAUAUCGACAACGAUAGUAGUAGUAGUAAUAGCAGCAAUAAUAGUGAUAUUGAAUUAGAAUCAUUUCCUAAAGAAUUGUUGAAACCUUCUUAUAAUCAAUUACCACCAAUAAAUUUCCAAGACAAUGACGAUCAAAUACAAGACUCACAACUAGAUAACAAUAGGGUCCAUGAUGGCAAUUCAGAGAAUACUCGAUUUGCGCCAAUGGUAUUUAUCCCACAAUUAACUCUGGUUGAAGUUGGUCAAAUGGCACAAUCAAUCAAUAAUAAAAUUCUUAAUCAUAUUCAACCAAAAAAUUCAAAUUCUGGGUUCAAUUAUAAUUAUUCCCCCAUCAAUUCAUGGGAUUUUUGUCCAUCAUUAUUAUUAGCCACCAGUUGGUUUUUAUUAAAUUUUGUUCAUUAUUUACGUGAACCAAUACGAUUAUGGCAAGAUUAUUUAGCAUGGACAAGUUAUGUUUUAGGUCAUAUCACUGUGCCCAUUGUCACUGCUGUAUGGUUAUAUGUUUUCCAUGCUCCUGGUUCACUUAAAGCAUACAGUUUUGCCCUUGGAUUACAAAAUAUUUGUGGAGUUUUAACUCAUUUACUAUUCCCCAAUGCUGCACCUUGGUUUAUUCAUAUGAAUGGAGAGAAUGCUAAUGCUGAUUAUGAUACUCCAGGUUAUGCCGCUGGAUUAAUUCGAGUGGAUAUAGCAUUGGGUACUCAUUUAACAUCUAAUGGAUUUCAUGCUUCCCCCAUUGUAUUUGGUGCAUUACCUUCAUUACAUUCUGCUAUGGCAGUAAUGACAUUUUUCUUUGUUGGAUAUUAUUCAAGAUGGUAUAUUAUUAAAUUUUUGGCAUUUAUGUUUGUUAUGAUUCAAUGGUGGGCAACAAUAUAUUUGGAUCAUCAUUGGAGAUUAGAUUUAUUGGCAGGAUUGAUUUAUGCUUGUAUUUGGUUUACUAUUAUUUAUAAAUUGGUUAUUAAAUAUCAACAAGAAAGAUUUAUAAUGGCUAGAUUGAAAUAUCAAUUUAAUAAUGGUGGUAGUACCAUGGGAAUGAGAGUGUUUAGAAAUACUAAAAUUCAAUGGUUUUUCGAUCCCCUUAGCUAA
Molecule: messenger RNA, 1545 nt
Organism: Candida albicans SC5314
Lineage: Eukaryota; Fungi; Ascomycota; Pichiomycetes; Serinales; Debaryomycetaceae
Gene: IPT1
Product: inositolphosphotransferase
Exons: 1
Coding region: 1-1545 (514 amino acids)
Biological process (GO): inositol phosphoceramide metabolic process; sphingolipid biosynthetic process
Cellular component (GO): inositol phosphoceramide synthase complex
Molecular function (GO): inositol phosphoceramide synthase activity
Source: RefSeq, a predicted model, not a curated record